Molecule: messenger RNA, 1148 nt
Organism: Physella acuta
Lineage: Eukaryota; Metazoa; Mollusca; Gastropoda; Physidae
Molecular function (GO): protein binding
Source: RefSeq, a predicted model, not a curated record
AUGCACAUCUAGAGAUUACAAGUCUGGUACGGCAACAUGUCCGCUAGUAGGUCACCUGUGGGCAGAAAUCAGAAGUUGGACGGCAAUGUUUUAUUUUCUUCCAAUCUGAUUGGUCCAGUGUUGUGAGAUCUGAUUGGUCCAGUGUUGUGAGAUCUGAUUAAUCCAGUGUUUAAUAUGGCCGGCCAACCCUUCCUACCCGUCUACCAGUCAGACAACGCCAGCCCAGUGGAGCUCAGGCUACUGGAACCUCCGUACUCAGAGGCCGUCUGCUACUCCUGGGGUGCUGACGUCAUAGACAGCUGGUUGGUUGAGACAGGCUUUGGCAGGUAUCGAGCCAUGUUUCGACAGAACGGGAUAGACGGACGCAAGCUGCUGACGCUGGACGAGGCGGGGCUCAGGAGGAUGGGCGUAUUCGACUCCCAGGACGCGCGUCAGAUUGUCGCGAACAUCAGCGUCAUGCGUCACAUUCACAGGCAUCUGGAGUCUUCUGAGCUGCCCGGACUACCUUACACCUACUACAGGGCCCUCUGUUUCGGCAAAAAGUCGACCUUGACCUCGCCGUUGCUACAGGAGAACAUGUGCUACACCACGUGGUCAGUGCCAGACCAAGUCACCCUCCGGCGUAUCAACAGUCUGUCCGGUGGGGAGGACACUUUUGGCUGGUUCGCUCGAAAUCGUCCCCACCCCACCAUCUAGGGCUACGUGACCAGGCGGUGCCUAAAUCUUUGGAAGUGUGGUGUCCGUCUUCAAGUUAUGUCAUAAAAAUCUGGCUUGCAUCAAAUAUGCCACAGGUGAAAUUAGGGAGCAGGGCUAACACGGCAGCCGCCGAGGGUCCUAAUUUUGGCAUAUUUCUUACAACCGCUUUUAAUCUCUUAUAAUCUCUUACACGGUAAAACAAAUUUCACAAGCAUCGUGGGUGGUUUUUUUAAAUAAAAGUCUGAGUGUUAAAUUACAAGUUUGUUUUUAAUUGGGAUCAAUUUUUGAAAAAAAUUAUUCUGUUAUAAUAGUUUUCAGAUCUGAUCCUUAGAUGUAUAUAAAUUCGGAUAUAAAUAUAAACUAUCUUCUUUUUAUUUUUAGACGCAAGUAAAUGAUAAAAUAAUUCACUUAGUUUGGUCAAAUAAAAAUGACGAGAAGAAAUUUCUUUUUAC